AUGAGCUGUGUGGACAAAAAAGCUACAUGUAUCAACACAAAGGCCGCAGGUAUCAACACAAAGGCCGCAGGUAUCAACACAAAGGCCGCAGGUAUCAACACAAAGGCCGCAGGUAUCAACACAAAGGCCGCAGGUAUCAACACAAAGGCCGCAGGUAUCAACACAAAGGCCGCAGGUAUUAACACAAAGGCCGCAGGUAUCAACACAAAGGCCGCAGUAAUCUACACAAAGGCCGCAGGUAUCAACACAAAGGCCGCAGGUAUCAACACAAAGGCCGCAGUAAUCUACACAAAGGCCGCAGGUAUCAACACAAAGGCCGCAGGUAUCAACACAAAGGCCGCAGUAAUCUACACAAAGGCCGCAGUAAUCUACACAAAGGCCGCAGGUAUCAACACAAAGGCCGCAGGUAUCAACACAAAGGCCGCAGGUAUCAACACAAAGGCCGCAGGUAUCAACACAAAGGCCGCAGGUAUCAACACAAAGGCCGCAGGUAUCAACACAAAGGCCGCAGGUAUCAACACAAAGGCCGCAGUAAUCUACACAAAGGCCGCAGGUAUCAACACAAAGGCCGCAGGUAUUAACACAAAGGCCGCAGGUAUUAACACAAAGGCCGCAGGUAUCAACACAAAGGCCGCAGGUAUCAACACAGAGGCCGCAGGUAUCAACACAAAGGCCGCAUGUAUCAACACAAAGGCCGCAGGUAUCAACACAAAGGCCGCAGGUAUCAACACAAAGGCCGCAGGUAUCAACACAAAUGCUGGUUGCAUCAUAAAGAUAACACAACAGCAAAAUGUACAGAGGCUAAAAGAGUACAAGCCUAAGUUGGUUGUCUUCCCACCCAUAUAG
This is a messenger RNA of Physella acuta, 846 nucleotides long. RefSeq lists its product as uncharacterized. The record is from RefSeq and is a predicted model, not a curated record. Lineage: Eukaryota; Metazoa; Mollusca; Gastropoda; Physidae.